CCCUCCUCCCCCGUAUCAGAGGAGUAGAAACAACAAGCCGCCAUUUUGUUUGGCGGACAGAGCGUCAGAAACAGGAGAUAACCGAUAGCAGGAGCGACUCCGGCAGCCGCUCCAGGAACCGCGGGGAUGUCAGAGUAGCCGAAACCUGACCGCGCCAUCCAGACCGAGGAAACAGCGCAGAAAAGACGUUAGUGGAAGGAAAACCAAUUCAGUGCCAUAUAUAUUUAUAUAAAUAUAAUAUGUAUGCAUGAGAAGGAAAUACUCUGAAAAAUCCAAGGAAGGGGGUGUUUUGCGGAGCGGCGACGGGGAGGAGAGGCGGAAGAGCGCUACAACACAUCACAAGGAAGGAGGAAAAACCUGCAAAAAAAGAGGGAAAACAUGAUAAAUCACUAUGUGUCCGUCGCGAAGGAAGGAACGAACCCGCAUAGACAAUUAUAUAAAUAAAUUGCUACCGGGCAGAAGGGAGAGGUGGAAAGAAAAACGGGUUUAAAGAGAAGGGGACCAACACGAAGGGGGGCAUUCACCAUCACAAAGAGUCAAUGAGAGGAUUUUGUUAGCCCAAACAUAUUUUUGGGGGGUGUUAAAGAUUAUUGUGCCGACCUGAAGCAGCCUGCUUAUAAUAUAGCCAUAAUUUCUCAGCGAUUUGCCAUUUUUUUCCUAAUAAUCACAUCUGCGCCUCUCUUAGAAGCCUUGUUUCUGCUUUUGGUUCAAAUAUUUCUUUUUUAUUAUGGUUUUUCUUCAUGCAUGGCCAAGAAUUUUAAAAGCAGAUUUUAAAAGAGAGGCAUUUUAACAAAGCUUGCAUAAUUUUGAGAUUCCAGUUGUUUGAUCCGAGCAAGACCCAGAGGAGGAAACCUUUGCAAGAGCUCAAGAUAAGUAACCCCUCCUCUACGAAAUAAAACUUAAAUGGAUAAAUCUGACUGCCCCGUUGAUUGGCAUUUAACACUUUGAUCGAUCAAAGAAAUAAAAGAAAUGCAUGCAAACUGUUUGCUCAAUAGCAGUGAUUUAUAAAACACAUUCCAAAAGAUUGCAUGAGACGUUUUAGGGGUGUUGCAUCCGGUAAAUGUUCAGCACCAUUUCGUUAUUGAGUUCUGACCCAGUGCCUUGCAUGGUCAAGCGCUAAAAGUGCACAAUUCAGUCAGCAUGCACAUGCAAAAUAAACAUUUCGCACAAAUUUAAUUCCAUGUGAUGAAACAGUGCACAGUUUUUACAGUUCCCAGUGUUGCAACUGCUGAAGGUUUUACUAUCUGGCAACCACUGCCGCAGAUCGAGCUCACUGCUUUGGAAAUGAAGUCGGUGGAGUCUGUUCAGGUGAGGGGAAUCCAGCUGCGGGUCUCCUAACUGUUGCAUGAGGCCAACUGGAGUAAACAGAGGAAGAAAAAAACUCCACUGUUUGGACUUUCCGGUUCCUCUGCCAUUACAGAAACUCCCCUCGUCUUUAGAGCAUUUGGUUUCUGAAGCGGAGGAUCGUGCGAGUGGACUGAACUGAUCCUGGGACAGUUUCUCUGUCUGUCACAGAGGAGUCUACAUGAGGUUGUACGUGGGCUUUGCCUUUUCACCGACUCCACCUUCCCACCUCCUCCUGUUUAAUUCUGUGAAGAAACAAACUCCGACAGGGGAGGGGGACUGGUAUCUGCAGAGGGGCACAGACCGAGCAGCGCUGAAGAGUUUACCAUCGCUGUCCUCUCCCCUACCGUCCCCCGAGCGGUGGGGGAACGAUCGAAGACGUUGUUUUUUUUAAAGGGAGUUGGAGGCGGAAAUAAAGGAAAUACUGCAUUUUUUUUCUCAAUUCGUCAAAAAUAUGGCCGAUAAUGUCCUGGAGUCCGGUCCGCCUUCAGCCAAGAGGCCCAAGCUGUCCUCUCCAACUCUCUCAUUGUCUGCCAGUGAUGGAAAUGAUUUCGGUUCACUCUUUGAUCUGGAACAUGACCUCCCUGAUGAGCUCAUCAAUUCUUCAGAACUGGCCCUUACCAAUGGAGGCGAUGCCAGUUCGUUCCACACCAGCCUCCCGGGCUUCGGAGGUGGGGUUGGUGCAGGUGGCCAGGAUGCAGCUACAAAACACAAACAGCUAUCUGAGCUGUUACGUGCAGGAGCACCAGUUCAGGUGGGGGGCCCCACAUCAAACAGUGCUCCAUCUGGGACUUCCAUGGGAAUGUUGGGUGGCAUCGGUGUCUCCCCUACUGGGCCUCAGGGCAUGCACCUACAGGGGCAGCAGCAGCAACCUGGAUUAAUGCAGCAGGUUGGAAUGGUUGGAGGCGGGACGCCACUCGGUCGGACAGCAGCCAUGAUGGGAGCCCAAAAGGGCCCUACAAGACAGCAGCAGCAAGGGCUGAUGGGAGGGCAGGUUGUAAAUGGACCACCUAGGAUGGGUUUCCCUGGGAGUGCUGGAAUGGGCAACAAUAGCAAUAUUUUGGCUGAGACCUUACAGCAGCAGAAGGGCGGUCAGCCAAUGGGAGUCGGGGGUCAGGUGGGGAUGAGACCACAACAGCCUGGCAGUUUAAACCAGAUGAGUAUGAUGGCCAACGCAGGCCCCUAUGGUGGUCUGUAUGGCCAGUCUGCUGGCCAGGGGCUGCCUGGAGAAGGGCUGGGCCCACAGAUCCAGAAUAAACCAGGCCUACCAAACAACAUGCCCACCCAGUUCAGCAUGGAUAAGAAGGGACCUCCUGGUCAGGGUUUGCCUGGGAUGCAGCAGAAGCAGCAGGCCGGUGCAGUUGGCGGUGGGUCUGUGGGUGGACCAGCGGCAGCAGUGGGCGGGCCCCAGGUUGGACUCAACGCUGUGGGGGCAGGACCCGGCUCCACGCCCCCCACUGCCGACCCUGAGAAGCGGAAGCUGAUUCAACAGCAGCUCGUCCUGCUGCUCCACGCUCACAAGUGCCAGCGGAGGGAGCAGGCCAACGGGGAGGUGCGGCAGUGCAACCUGCCCCACUGCCGCACCAUGAAGAACGUGCUCAACCACAUGACUCACUGUCAGGCCGGCAAGUCCUGCCAGGUGGCGCACUGCGCCUCGUCCAGGCAGAUCAUCUCCCACUGGAAGAACUGCACCAGACACGACUGUCCCGUGUGCCUGCCUCUGAAGAAUGCUGGAGACAAGAGGAACCAGCAGACCCUCCUCAACAGUGCAGCUGUGAGUCUAAUGAACUCUUUAGGUGGAGGAGGAGCAGGCGGCCAGUCGAACACUCCCAACCUAAACCCCCCCAGCCAGAUUGACCCCAGCUCCAUAGAGAGGGCCUACGCUGCGUUGGGUCUGACCUACCAGGGCAACCAGCAGCAGCAGACCAGCAUGCCAAACCAGAGCCUUCAGGGACAGACUGGUAUGAGGACAUUAAAUCCUACAGGUGGAAACUCGGUGGGGGUGAAUGGAGCCGUUGGGGUGCAGCCUCCCAGCCAGCAGUCCCCCCUGCUGCCGGACGCCAUAAUGCACAACAGCAUGAACGCUCAAAGUUUGAUGAACGAUGGCGUGGGGAACCUUGGCUCCAUGCCUGCAGCCACGCCCCCUUCUGCCACUGGCAUGAGGAAGUCUUGGCACGAAGACAUCACGCAAGAUCUUCGCAACCAUCUCGUCCACAAGCUUGUGCAGGCCAUAUUCCCUACUCCUGACCCAGCAGCGCUCAAGGACAGGCGAAUGGAGAAUCUUGUGGCCUACGCGCGAAAAGUGGAGGGAGACAUGUACGAGUCGGCCAACAGUAGGGCGGAGUACUACCACCUCCUGGCAGAAAAGAUCUACAAAAUCCAGAAGGAGCUGGAAGAGAAGAGGAGGACGCGUCUCCAGAAGCAGGGAAUGGUGCCCGGCCAACCCGGCAUGACUCCAUCCAGCCUCCCACAGGGCCCCGCUGGCAUGGGACAGCCCCCCAUGGCCCCUGGACCAACUCCCAAUGGUCCUCAUGCUGAUCUGUCCAUGAUCAGACCUGCUGGUCCAAAUCAGAUUGUCAACAGGAUGCAGAACCCAGCAGGGAUGAACCAGUUUAAUCAGAUGGGCCUGCAGUCGAUGGGUCAGAGGUCAACACCACCCCUUCCUCCUAAUCCCCAGAUGAACCAGAUGGGGAUGGGAGCAGCAAGGAUGGGUCAGCCCAAUGUUGCUCAGCUACAGAACCAGUACCUGUCUCCAAACCAGUUUUCCAGCUCUGGUUCUGGUCCUGUUGGUGUGAACCAGCCAGGAGCACAACCUACUGUUCCUCCUCAGAACCAGAUGUCAACACCUCCUCCUUUCCCGGCCAGCAGCCCAGCAGCACACUCCUCCCCAUCUGUCACAGGCCCUGGAGCCUCCAUAGGGCCUGCUAAUGCUAACGCUAACUGCUCCGGUCCUCUCUCCAAUCACCCUCCGCCCUCCACCCAGCCCAGUUCCUUCUCUCACUGCCCGCCUGUCCGAACAAACUCCCCUUCACCGGCGCGCAGCCUGACCCCUCAGCCUCAUUCGACACCGCCCACGAUACCUCGCUCUCAGACCCCUCAGCCUCAGACCCCCAAAACACCCCAGAUGCCUCCCCCGCCGUCGCAUCACCCUCAGCAGCAGCAGCAAGCCCUGGAGCAGCAGCAGCUGCCUUCUGGGAUGACGGUCAACUCUGAGAAAACCAAUCAGGUUCCUCAUCAAACACUUGGGGGCGGGGCUUCUCCAGCUCCCCAAGCAGGUCCGAACUCUUUCAUCCCGGCGCGCAAUGUUCACGCUCCUCUGCAGCUGCCACAGACCCCGCGCUCACCAAAGGCUUCGUUGACAGCCGAUGGUCAGGUUUCCUCUCCAGCGUCAGUCACAGGUAGCACUGAUCCCAGUUCUCAGCUGACCUCCGCAGACGGUCCCACUCCGGCCCAGGAGAACGCCAAAAUGGAGAUCAAGGAGGAGGAGGAGGAAGACGAAGGAGCUGACACCCAAGGAGAUGGCAAGGGGAAGCUGGGGAAGGGCCAUUCUGAGGUGAAGAUGGAGGAGAAACCAGAGAUCAAGAUGGAGAAACCGUCAGGAGAUGGGUGUAAAGGUGAGCCCAUGGAAACACCGUCAUCCUCUGAGGUGGCGGCGGCGCCAUCAAGUGAAGACAAGAAAUCGGAGGUGAAGAAGGAACCCAAAGAGGAGGAGGGGGCAGGGUCAACCGUAACCAACAGCUCCUCGGUUGCUGCUCAGAGCAAGAAGAAAAUCUUUAAGCCGGAGGAGCUACGUCAGGCUCUGAUGCCCACCCUGGAGUCGCUGUACCGUCAGGACCCCGAGUCCUUUCCCUUCCGCCAGCCGGUGGACCCCCAGUUACUGGGAAUACCCGUACGUAUUCGAACUAGUAACAAAACUAACCUGGACUACUUUGACAUUGUGAAGAACCCCAUGGACCUCUCCACCAUUAAGAGGAAGCUGGACACGGGACAGUACGAGGAUCCGUGGCAGUACAUCGAGGACAUCUGGUUAAUGUUCAACAACGCUUGGCUGUACAACAGGAAGACAUCACGGGUCUAUAAGUACUGCUCCAAGCUGGCUGAGGUGUUUGAGUCAGAGAUCGAUCCUGUCAUGCAAGGCCUCGGCUACUGCUGCGGGAGGAAGUUUGAGUUUUCCCCCCAAACCCUUUGCUGCUACGGAAAACAGUUGUGCACCAUCCAACGUGACGCUGCUUAUUUUAGUUACCAGAACAGUUCACCAAAAUAUGGGCUUCUUGCUGACAGGUACCACUUCUGUGAGAAGUGUUUCAACGAAAUCCAAGGCGAGAGCGUUUCCCUGGGGGAUGACCCCUCCCAACCUCAGACGUCCAUCAACAAGGAUCAGUUCCAAAAGAAGAAGAAUGACACACUCGACCCAGAGCUACUUGUGGAAUGUACUGACUGUGGUCGUAAAAUGCACCAGAUCUGCGUCCUGCACAAUGAAACCAUAUGGCCUUUAGGCUUCGUCUGUAACGGCUGUCUGAAAAAGGCCAAUAAGAUGAGGAAAGAGAACAAAUACGCUGCCAAAAGACUUCCUCAGACCAAGUUGGGGAACUUUUUGGAGACUCGAGUGAACGACUACAUCAAACGGCAGAGCCACCCCGAGUCUGGAGAGGUCACCAUCCGUGUGGUCCAUGUCUCAGACAAGGUGGUGGAGGUCAAACCGGGCAUGAAGUCCAGGUUCGUGGACAGCGGUGAGAUGGCCGAAUCGUUUCCAUACAGGAUGAAAGCUUUGUUUGCAUUCGAGGACAUCGACGGAGCAGAAGUGUGUUUUUUUGGCAUGCACGUCCAAGAGUACGGCUCGGACUGCCCGCCGCCCAACCAGAGACGGGUGUAUAUCUCCUACCUGGACAGUGUGCACUUCUUCAAACCUCGACACCUGAGGACUGCCGUCUACCACGAGAUCCUCCUGGGCUACCUGGAGUAUGUCAAACGAAUGGGGUUUACGACCGGUCACAUCUGGGCAUGUCCACCCAGCGAGGGAGACGAUUACAUCUUUCACUGUCACCCUCUGGACCAGAAGAUCCCCAAACCGAAACGCCUGCAGGAGUGGUACAAGAAGAUGCUGGACAAGGCCGUUGCUGAGCGAAUUAUCCACGAUUACAAGGACAUCUUCAAGCAGGCGACAGAAGAUCGUCUGACCAGUGCCAAGGAGCUGCCGUACUUCGAGGGCGACUUCUGGCCCAACGUGCUCGAGGAGAGCAUCAAGGAGCUGGAGCAGGAGGAAGAGGAGAGGAAGAGGGAGGAGAACAGUACGUCCAACGAGAGCACAGAUGCUACAAAGGGAGACAGCAAGAACGCCAAAAAGAAGAACAAUAAGAAGACGAGCAAGAACAAGAGCAGCCUGAGCCGAGCCAAUAAGAAGAAACCGGGGAUGCCCAGCGUGUCCAAUGACCUUUCACAGAAGCUCUACGCCACCAUGGAGAAACACAAGGAGGUUUUCUUCGUCAUCCGCCUCAUCGCGGGGCCCACAGCCAACUCGUUACCCCCCAUCACCGACUUGGAUCCUCUGAUGGCCUGUGACCUGAUGGACGGCCGAGACGCCUUUCUGACCCUGGCCAGAGACAAGCACUUGGAGUUCAGCUCUCUCAGGAGGUCCAAGUGGAGCUCCAUGUGUAUGCUGGUGGAGCUCCACAAUCAGAGCCAGGAUCGCUUCGUUUACACCUGCAAUGAAUGCAAACACCACGUGGAGACCCGCUUCCACUGCACCGUCUGCGAGGAUUAUGAUUUGUGCAUCACCUGCUACAACACUAAAGGUCACGAGCACAAGAUGGAUAAACUGGGACUCGGACUCGACGAUGACAGCAACAACCAGGCGGCGGCAGCAACUCAGAGUCCUGGUGACUCUCGUCGUCUCAGCAUCCAGCGCUGCAUCCAGUCCCUGGUCCAUGCGUGCCAGUGUCGCAACGCCAACUGCUCCCUGCCGUCCUGCCAGAAGAUGAAGCGGGUCGUUCAGCACACGAAAGGCUGCAAACGCAAAACAAACGGCGGCUGUCCUAUCUGCAAGCAGCUCAUCGCUCUGUGCUGCUACCACGCUAAACACUGCCAGGAGAACAAGUGUCCCGUCCCGUUCUGCCUAAACAUCAAGCAGAAGCUCCGGCAGCAGCAGCUGCAGCACAGGCUCCAGCAGGCCCAGAUGUUGAGGAGGAGGAUGGCCACCAUGCAGAGGGUGGGACAGCCAGCUGGGGGGACACCAGCGGGACCUCAAGUUGGACUUCCAUCACCGGGACACAAUGGCUCCACAGCUCCCAGUACCCCAACAUCUGGUGGUACCCAACCUCCGACCCCUCAGACCCCAACUCAGAGCAUGCCUCCCGUCCCACAGCAGGGAAUGUGUCCUGGAAAUGGAAUUCAGCCGCAGCAGCCUGGAGGGAUGCCUCCUCAGCAUUCUCUCCAUCAGUUCCAGCAGAUGGCGAAUGGAGGUGCUGGGGCAGGAGGAAUCAUAAACUCCCCCCAACACCAGCAGCAGAUGACUCCUCACGUCCCGCAGCAGCUGCAGCAGAGUGGACCAGGGUCCAGCUCCCAGCAGCUGCAGCAGCAUCCUUAUGCCAGCAGACCCCCAGGCUCCUCCCCAGUUCAUCAGUCCCAGGGCAAACCAUUUCUCGGUGCUGCAACUCCUCCACAGCAUCCUGGUGGUGCUGUGAUGGCGGGAAAUGUAGCAGGCCAGCAACAACCCCCUGGUCAGCCACAGAUCCAGCCUCCAGUUCCACAGCAGACCUCCUCAGGCCCCCCACCAGCAGCUGUGGAAAUCGCUUUGAAGAUUCAGCAGGUGGCUGAUGCUCAGAGGAAGCUGGCCCUGCAGAAACAGGCCGCUGCCGCAGGCCUGAUGCCGUCUCACCCCCACCACCAACUGGGCCAAGCCCAGCAGAUGGCCGUGAGCCAUCCCGGACCUGCAGGGAUGGUUGGAUCUCAGGGCAUGCCGCCACAGAAUCAGGGCGCUCGAGCCCACAUGGACCAACAGCAAGGCGCUCUGUCAGGAAUGAUGGUCAGUGGUGGGCACAUGCAGCAUCCACCCCAGCAGGGUAACCUGCAACAAGGCCAGCUCCGCCCUCGGGUGCAGCUCCCACAGCAGAGGAUGGCUGCUCCCCUUCAGAAUCCUCAGCAGCAACAGCAGCAGUGGGCGGGUCAGGGCAUGCCCCCCCAGCAGAGGCAAACUAUGAUGACCCAAAUGAGCCACGCGGCUAUGCUGGCAGCUCAGCAGCAGCAGCAGCAGCAACAACAGCAGCCGCCACAUCAACCAGCUCAGGGCCACGCUGCCAUGAUGAAUAUGGCGCAGCAGCAGCAGCAAGGUGGAGGAGGGGUCUCGGGUGGAGCUGUCCCCGGGUCUGCGGGUGUUCCAGGUGUUGGUGCGGCUGGUGGAAACAUUCCCCUGGCUGCUCUUCAGGAGCUUCUACGGGCUCUCCAUUUACCCAGCUCACCAGUACAGCAGCAGCAGGUCCUCAGCAUCCUGCGAUCAAACCCUCAACUCAUGGCAGCUUUCAUCAAGCAGAGGGCCUCAAAAUACAUCGGACCUCAGGGGGGGCCCGGGGGGCAGGAGGGUGUUCCUGGAGGAGGACCUGGACCCAUGGGGGGGCCUGUUGGAAACGUCAUUGCAGGAGGGAGCCCACAGGUGAACAUGAAUGUUGGGAGUGCUGGACAGCCAGGGAUCCACAUGGGGGGUCAGGGAGGCGCAAACAUGGCCACCAUGACUCAACUUCAGCAAGUCCAGCAGCAGCAGCAACAGCAGCUUCAGCAGCAGCUGCAGCAGCAACUCCAGCAGCAACAACAGCAGCAGCAGCUCCAGCAGCAACAACAGCAGCAGCAGCUUCAGCAGCAGCAGCAGAGGCCGAUGCUCACUGGUCUUCAGCAGCAGCAACUUCAGCAGCAACAACAGCAGCAGCAGCAGCAGCAUGGGGGGGUGGGCAGAGGAAUGCAGGGCCAGGGGCAACCGAUGGGAAACCUCAACGGGCCCCAGUUCAGAGAGCUGCUCAUGAGACGACAUCUGCAGCAGCCGCAGCAGAUGGGGGUGAAUCAUGGUCAGUUUCAGCAGCCACAACCUCCACAGGCACAAAGCUUCAUGGGCCAGCACGGGAUGCAACAGGGUCCCCCUCAGCAGCAAGGAGGCCUCCCAGGUCAGCAGGGGCCAGGUUACCCUGGAACCAUUGCCCAGCAGAGGCUCCAGCACCAACUCCAGAUGCAGCAGAACAGCAUGGCUGCCCAUCCAGGAGGCGAUACGGGGCAAGGUGGAGGGGGUUCUCAGCAACAACCUCCGGGCCCUCAACCCAUCCAGAGUGGGCCCACACCUCCAUCCUCUCAAGCCAUCUUCCAACAGACUCUGCCACAGAGGCUGCUCCAACAGCAGCAGCAGCACCUGGGCCCGGGCGGGUCGCCAGCCCAGCACAGCAGUCCCAUGAGCCCUCAGCAGGUGACCCAGUCCCCUCACCCCCACCUGCAGGGCCAAGCGCUGGCCAAUCAGGUGCGCUCCCCUCAGCCCUCACCCCGCCCCCAGUCACAGCCACCACACUCCAGCCCGUCACCGCGCAUGCAGCCCCAGCCGUCGCCACACCACAUCUCCCCCCAGAUGCAGACAGGCUCUCCGCACCCGAACCAUCUGAACCAGCACCACCCCGGAAUGGGAGUUCCUCCUCAGCAGCAGGCAGCGAGCCAGCAGCAGAACGCCAUGGAGCAGUUUGGUUCAGACCAGAACGCCAUGCUCUCUCAACUAAGCGGCAUGGCUGGUCUACUCGGGUCAGGGGGGAGCGGUCAGGACCCGAUGGGCCAGAACAUCCCCCACAACUCUUUAGACCACAUGUAGGACUUUUUCUUAGCGAGUUGCACUGAGCUCGGAGAAUUUCUGCACAAGCUGCACUCACCCAGGACAGUGUUAAUGUUCAUUUUUAGCCUUUAUUAUUAUUAUUAUUAUUAUUAUUAUUAUUAUUGUUAAAACGUUAUUUAAUGUUUUCAACAGACACAUUGAACUGAACUUCCUAUGGGAGAUGAACAAUAACUCAAACAGUUGUUAAACCAAUUAGAGUAAAUGAAUUGUAACUUAUUGCUGUUAAUAUAUAUCUAUAUAUUUUUGCCAACCAAGGACAAAGGUGGGAGAGGCGGUUUCCUAGCAACCCCCUCACCUCGUUUUAUUUGUCAUAGAAGAAACGUCACUAUUUUGGGGAUUUGGGAAGGGAACGUCGUAAACAAGUCUGUUUUUUCAGAGUGACAUGAAUCAUCGGUGUACAUCCAAGCAACACUUCUUUUUUUUUAUUACGUUUUAUUUAUUCUGUUCCUUGAAGGGACAGGGUGGGGUGGGGGGGUUGUGGCGUACCCUGAAACUUCGUACAUAUCAUGUAGAAGCCUUUAUUUUUGUUAUUGACAGUUGGUUUGGGUUGUUUCACUUUAGUUGGGUCUGUGGGAAUAAAGUCAGUGUUUUUUAUCGAUGUUUCUGCUCCAAAGUUUGAAAUGUUCAGCGGACUCGACGUUUUUGAUGUUCCGGCUGGUUUUUGUCUUCAACUCCUUUUCCCUCGCAAAUGUGCAAACCCCCCUCCCUCGAAUGUGCGUGCACUCCUUCCUUUCUAAAGACGCUUAACAUGGAGCUGUGGAGGCUUUGGGAGGGGGGGACGCAUACCUUUGUGCCUGUGAUAUUUUACACAUGUUGGCUCCUUUUAGUGUUUUUUAGAAUUCUGCUGUUUUAGAAUAAACAGAGGAUGAUGAUCCAAAUGAACUGUGUUGCACAGAAAUGAGGCAAAAGACGCCAGCAACUGGCCUCUUUUUACCCUCGUCACCUUUGCUGCUUCCUUUUUGGACUUUAUAUCCUCCUCUGGGGGGAGGUUGAGCUCCCUCCUCGUAAACUCUCUCCGUAUCUUUCUGCUCAGAACUUUGGGAAUUAAUUUAAUAUUUUUUACUGAACAAAGAAAACCAACUGUGGACUCAAAUACAGUUUUUUUAAAUAAAAUUAAAUUACCAGUA
Messenger RNA from Nothobranchius furzeri (turquoise killifish), 11322 nucleotides. RefSeq names its product E1A binding protein p300 b (gene ep300b). Gene Ontology annotation, cellular component: transcription regulator complex; histone acetyltransferase complex; nucleus. Gene Ontology annotation, molecular function: zinc ion binding; protein binding; histone acetyltransferase activity. The record is from RefSeq and is a predicted model, not a curated record. NCBI's taxonomy places the organism in Eukaryota, Metazoa, Chordata, Actinopteri, Cyprinodontiformes, Nothobranchiidae. Gene Ontology annotation, biological process: positive regulation of transcription by RNA polymerase II.